This is a messenger RNA of Bicyclus anynana (squinting bush brown), 4625 nucleotides long. RefSeq names its product importin-13 (gene cdm). Bases 214 to 3063 code for a protein of 949 amino acids. Lineage: Eukaryota; Metazoa; Arthropoda; Insecta; Lepidoptera; Nymphalidae. Gene Ontology annotation, cellular component: nuclear membrane; cytoplasm. Gene Ontology annotation, biological process: protein import into nucleus. The transcript is spliced from 17 exons. The record is from RefSeq and is a predicted model, not a curated record. Gene Ontology annotation, molecular function: small GTPase binding.
CAGUUUCCACCACAGAUUAUAGGUGGAUACUAUCUUUAUUUUGACGUCCGUGUUUUCCACUGAAAAGGAAUGUUAACAAUCCAAUAUUUUGUAUUAUUCUACAGGUUGAAUGGUUAAAUAUAUUAUUUAAAGUACAUAAUUGACCAGGUAGCUUACAACAGCUAUGAGGUGCUUCGUUUUAUUACCUAAGUAAUAAGUAUAUAUUGAUUCACAAUGGAGUACACUGCUCAUAAUUUGGAGUAUGCAGUGUCAGUAUUUUAUAAUGGAGAACAGGAAGAUCGAGCUCAAGCUCAUGCUUGGCUCACAGUGGCUCAGCGUGUGCCUGAGGCUUGGAACUUUGUGUGGGAAUUACUGCAACCCAACAAGGGGACAGAAAUACAAUUCUAUGCUGCUACAACAUUACAUACCAAGAUCCUUCGUUGUUGGAAUGAAGUACCACCAGAGAGUUAUGCAGAACUCAAGGAGAAGUUACUACAAUCAGUGAUUGCUUACUCUAAAGGCCCAAAGAUAGUUACUAACAGACUAUGCAUUAGUCUAGCAGCAUUCAUUCUACAACAAGGAUCUGCCGAUGUAGCUGAGAUACUGAGACCAUUGUCUACAGUCGAAAAUACUUCACUUCUACUAGAAGUUCUGACUGUCAUACCGGAAGAAUACAACAGCAUGACUAUGGGGACAGCUAUGAGAUCUAAGAACCGUGCAGCAUUAAACCAAGCAUCUUCUAUGGUUUUGGCUGACAUGUUAAGAUACUUAGGAACAGUAUACAAUGAUUACAGUACCGCAUCGCCCAGUGAAGAAACGGUACACGCGUGGACUUGUGCUGCGAACUGCGUGGCGAGCUGGAUCACGCUGGGCGGCGAGGAUGCUGUGGACAGCGCUACCACGCUGCCCGAGCGCGCGCCGCUCUGCUGCGCGUUGCUCACCGUCGUGAGAGUGCUCUGCAGAUGGAACGAAGCAAUGAGCGACACAGCGCUGGAGGCGUGCGAGGCGUGCUUGUCGGCGGUGCGCGCGGCGGGCACGGCGGGCUACGCCUCGCGGCACCAGGGCGCCGCCGCCGCGCUCAUCGCAGACCUGGCCGCGCUCGGCGAGCCGCUGCUGGAGGCCAACAACCAGCCGAACUCGCUCAACGAGGAGCUGCUGACCGCGGUGAUCACGUGCUGCGUGGCGGUAGGCGAGUGCCACGCGCGCACGCUGGUGCAGGCGGUGGACCAGCCGGGCGAGCACACGCAGGGCGCUCUGCGCAUGCUGCAGCUGCUGCUGAAGGCGCAGCGCGCGCCCGGACACUACCCCGUGCACGAGACGCGCUCCAACCUCCUCUUCAGUCUGUGGUACACGCUGCAAGACGAGAUAUUAAAUAUGGCGAGCAGUACACAAAGGAUCAAUACAGAAUGGGAAAACUAUUUCGCACAAUUACUUCUGACGCUUGUGAAGAAAUCGGAGAUGCCGGCAGAGUCGGCGCUCUCGAAGGACGAUCAAGAGCUACUGCGAUGUUACAGGCAGGACAUCGCGGAUAUUGUGAUGUACUGCUUCAGCGUCCUGGGCGAAUCAUCGUGGUCGUACGUCGAGAACGCGUACAAUGCAGCGGAAAGCGAUUUACAGCGCGAGUCAGCGCUGCACGUGUUCCUCGCACUGGCGGAUGCAGCGCCGCCGGAUCGCACGGUCCCAGCGCUUGCGGAAUUGCUGAUGCAUGCGCUGGACCUUGCUGCAGAUCCGAGUAAUCUUGAUACUCGCGUUUUGCACACAGCGCUCGAUUGCCUGGGCGCCUACGCGUCGUGGCUGAGCUCGGUGCAGAGCCCGCAGUCGGCGCUGCUGGGGCAGAAGUGCAUGCGCGCGGCGGGCAUGGCGCUGCCGCGCUGCCCGGCGCCCGCGGCGCUGGCGCUGCGCAAGUUGUGCGUCGACUGCUACGUGCCCGCCGCCGAGCUGGUCGCCGACAUCGUGCACGUCGCGCAGUCCGCGAGCAGCACGACGGACGCGUGGACGCGGCGCCAGCUGAUGAGCGCGGCGGGCGCGGCGCUGGCGGCGUGCGAACCGGCGGACUCGGGCCCGCUGCUCGCCGGCCUCGCGCAGCGCCUGCUGCGGGACCUCAGCGCGCAGGUGCGGUCGGGCGGCAAGUGCGGCGCGGCGGAGUGCGUGGCGCUGCUGAGCGCGCUGCGCAACCGGCCGGCGAUGGCGUACACGCUGUUCCGCACGCUGCUGCCCGCGCUGCGCCUCAUGCCCGACAAGCCGGACCUCGUGCAGCCAAUGUUUGAAAUACUGAAAAACACAUUAUCUGCGCUGAUGGGCGAGACCGUCCUUAUCGUGAACGAUUUAGAGAAACUCAUCACAGCGGGCUUCGACACGGCGCCUUGCCCGGCCGGACUGGAUGUUAUCAAAUUUGUUUCCCUGUUCACGGGCAGAGUGUGGGCGGGCGCGCCGAGUGUGUUGCGCGCCGGCGUGGUAGCGAGCGCGCGCGCGGUGACGCCCGCAGACAGCGCGCCCGCGGGCGCCGCACCGCGCCCCCCCGCCUGCCCCGCGCCCGACCUCGCCGAGGAGCUUUUCGCGCUGCUCAGCGCGCUCACCAAGAAGCAGCCCGUAAUCAUCGACUGGAUUGAAGAUUUACUGCCCGAUCUAGUCAACUUGGCGUGCAAUUGCGUGCGGCUGUGGGAGGCGGGCGCGGCGGGCGCGGCGUGCGGCUGGCUGGGCGCGCUGGCGCACCGGCGGCCGCUCGCGCUGCAGGCGUCCGCGCCCGCGCUCACGCACACCGUGCUGCGCUGCAUCGGAGGAGCAACACCUCGCAACCAGAUGGACCCGCUGGCGGAGUUGCUGCUGGCGCUGAACCGUGCGCAGUGGGAAGACGGCGCGGGCGGGCUGGCGGCGUGGCUGCGCGACUCGCUCGCGCACGCAGACUUCCCCACGCAGCACGCGACCGACGCGCACAAACAGAAGUUCAUUACGGCCGUACUCAGAGAAAAGAGCAGCAAGCGGCGGUUGCUUGAAAGCGUACAAGAAUUCUCACUGGUGUGCCGCGGACUUAUCGGAACCGAAUACGCGCGACAGGCGAUAGCGUCCAGACAGAUGAUAGCCUAAAUAUGACUACUAGUAUAAUACUUUGUUUUCGCCUUUUCUCACACAGGAAAAUCAGUUUUGGACGACAUAAAAAAACAUUAAAUGCAUUUGAGACUUAAAGAAAAUUCAUGAGAGUUUUUCGAUUUGAAAUUGAAUGAAGUAGAGGAAAGUUGUAAGUCAAUGAUGUCAGAACGGGUGAAAUCAGACGAAUUCUAUAGGUUGCUCGGGAGUAUUUCCCAUAAUUAUAUUUUAAGGAAAAAUAAUUAAAAAUGUCUAAGCAACAAUAUUUUUUUAACUAGAAAACUAAAAUAUUUUUGAAUAUUUUAGUUUUUUAGUAUGUUUUUGACAAUACGGUCUAAAACGCCUGUAAAACGCCUAAACGGCCAUGACAGUAUAUAUUUCAACUGUUUCAUUACUUCACUACAAUAAAUCCCAUACAAAUGGAGCGUUCAACAAAAAUAUUAGGUAACAAUUAGUUCGACGUUAGUGUGUUAGUGACGUCACAAAAUGGACGACAGUGUUUUAGACAUUUGGAAAAUUUGAAAAAAUACGUGAUUUUUAAAUUAAAUCCUUAACUUUUAUUAAUUGAUAUCGAUAUAUUCCGGACCCUUAUUCCAUGUUCUACACGAAAUUAAUAUUAUUUACAUUAAAUUUGAUAUGAAUCAACUACCCAAUUGGCUGCAGCAAGACAAUGCUUUGCUAUCAAGUGGUGUUUUAUUUGCAAAUACUGGCAUUAAGUCGAAAACUGAUUUUAUCUGAGUGGGUCAAAAGGCUUUAGUCGCUCUUGAAUCCUAAAUAUGACUGUGUUAAUAAUUUAUUAUUGUGUAGGUAAAAAUCCUUAGUGUCUCAAUGGGAAUUAGAGUCCAGUCGCUCAGAAAUUGCGUUUCUGACACCGGCUAAUUCGUAUUGUUUUUAUAUUUCUUAAUUAAUUAAUCUAUAAUGUAAAAAAUUUAUGUAUGAAAUGUGUUGAUAAGCUCAAAUCUCAAGAACGGCUGAUUUGGCUAAUUAUUUUUUUAUAAUAUUCCUUGAAAAUAUGGGGAUGGUUUUAAAUUUUUUUUUUAGAGUUGUGAUAGGGUUAGGGUGGGAGUAGGAAAAGGCGAAGCUUGACCGGGUCUGCUAAUCGUUAAUAAUUUUAGCCCAAAAUUAAUACAUUUAUUGUAAAUUGGCAUAAUUACUAUUACAUUUUAAUGUUAUUACUCGUUACUUAGGUUAAUAAAAUAUAUUAAAAAAAAAAUCCCGCCAGUUCAAAGUUACAUCGUCCAUUCGAUCACGACUUGUCAAAAACGUAAUAUUUGAGCAACCGGACUUAAAACAUCUCAUUGCAUUUGUAGCGACGAAGCUAUAACACUCAGUUAUAGAUACUCGUAUAUAUUGUAAAUAUUUCUUCUUGUUGUUGUAAUUAAAAAACACAUGUUAUAAAGAUAACUGUUUUUUUUUUAAAUUAGUAUAUAAAUAUAAUUUGUAAGUGUAUUUUAUUAAGUCUAUUUAUGUAGGUAAAAGAUAUAGAUAAGUCAUCACAUUUCAUUUGUGUAAAUUACCAUGAACUUCUACCAUGUAAAGAUAAAAAAUAAAACCAUGACAUA